Molecule: messenger RNA, 235 nt
Organism: Pelobates cultripes (western spadefoot toad)
Lineage: Eukaryota; Metazoa; Chordata; Amphibia; Anura; Pelobatidae
Source: the annotation of a GenBank genome assembly
AUGGUGAGGCAGACAGAGACGAAUGGGGAUCAGCCAGAUCUUUUGGGAAACCGCAAACAACCGCGGCCAGUCAUGAAAAGCCUCGGUACAACGGCGAUGGCACGAAAAUGGAGGAAGGUACUUGGAAGGGCAUACACACGCAGAAAGCCUGGUUCUGUGAUUGAUGGUUACCUUCCCAGAUGCCAGUUCGACCAGGGAACAUCUGAUGGGCACUGCGCACAUACAUGGAAAGCCG